Messenger RNA from Striga hermonthica, 2160 nucleotides. The record is from the annotation of a GenBank genome assembly. NCBI's taxonomy places the organism in Eukaryota, Viridiplantae, Streptophyta, Magnoliopsida, Lamiales, Orobanchaceae.
AUGUCUUCCUCCGGCCAAGGCGGCCGCCUCAGAAGAUACCACAACACCGCUCCUCAUAAUACCCAGACGGCCCACGUAACCCCUCCAUCCCCAUCCACCUCCGAGCCCUCCUCAAGUUCGCCCCAAAACAACCAGAGGCGCGCUCUAUUUGGAAGGGAUUCGAGGUGGGCCCCAAAGAAUCGCGGUGGGGGAAAAUCUCGCCUCGCGGGCAGGUCUAGGAAAAAAGAAGAAGGUGAGAAUGUGGAGUGUUCGAGCUCAAGUUUGAAUCUUGAUUCGGGUUCUUGUUAUGUGAAUGGAGAAGAUUCGAGAUCUGUUGGUGGGUCGGGUGUGGGUAUGAAUGUUGGUCCGGAUAAUGGCGAAACUGAGGGCUGCGAAGCAACUGAAGAAUCGGGUUCGGGUAAUGAAGAUGAUGCUCUCAGUAGAUUAAAAGAGAUGAGCUUUAAUGUUGAGCCCGAGUUGGAGGAGCAAUUGCUGGCCGUCAAUCGACUGUUGCAGGAAGAUGAGCUUUUAGCUAUGGAAUCUAUUUAUGGAGAAAAAAUCCUCAUUCUCGAAAACGAAAGUAGCUUGAAGUGUUUCCAGGUUCAUAUUCAAGUUCAAGUGCCCCAAGAACUCAGCAUAACGACAAAGUUUGAGUCUUUCGGUUUUUCUGAAAAGAGUAAUGAAGAUGUUUCUGAUAUAUCGUACUCAUUUCAAGUGGAAUAUCUCCCACCAAUCUUAUUGAGUUGUUUGUUACCUAAGUCAUAUCCAAGCAAGUGUGCCCCUCACUUCACGAUAUAUGUCCAGUGGUUAAGUCAUAGUAAAAUCUCUCGUCUUUGCAGCAUGCUCGAUUUGAUUUGGGCCGAAAAUGCCGGGCAGGAAGUGACAUACCAAUGGGUCGAGUGGUUGCGUAAUUGUACCCUCUCAUAUCUUGGUUUUGAUAGUGAGUUACUUCUUGGACCCUAUGGUGUAAGACAUGAUAGUUAUUGUGGAAAAGAAGAGCGGAGGGCUAUUUCGGGAAGUUUUUCGUCUGAUGCUGAUAUUCCUACUCUUAAGAGAUACAAUGAUGAACAGAAGUACGAGAAUUUUUGCAGAGAUGUUCAAGAAUGCAGCAUUUGUCUCAGCGAAUUUGCUGGUUCGGAGUUCAUUAUGCUGCCCUGUCAGCAUUUCUUUUGCGAGAAAUGCUUGAAGACUUUCACCAACAUUCAUGUGGGAGAUGGAACAGUAUUCAAGAUAAAAUGCCCGGAAGCUAAAUGUGAUGGCACGAUGCAUCCCUCUUUGAUUAAAAGGCUACUGGGCGAAAAGGAAUUUGAUCGAUGGGAAUCUUUGGUGUUACGAAAAGCACUCGAUUCCAUGAAAGAUGUCGUGUACUGCCCGAGAUGUGAAAUGGCCUGUGUGAAGGAUAAGGAUGAGCAUGCAGUAUGCUCAAAGUGUUAUUACAGCUUCUGUACACUCUGCAUGGAUAAACGACAUGUUGGGGAAGCAUGCACGACACCUGAAUUGAAGUUAAAGAUGCUCGAGGAGCGCAGAAGAACAAAUUCGAUGGAUCCGAACCAAAGGCAGAUAGAGCAGAACAUACUCAACGAGAUGCUUACCCUCAAGGCAAUCUACAGUUAUGCGAAACAAUGUCCUAAUUGUAAGAUAGCUAUAGCUCGAAGUGAAGGUUGCAAUAAGAUGGUUUGCGAUUAUUGUGGGAAAUAUUUCUGCUACUGUUGCGCUACGGUCAUAGAGGGUUACGAACAUUUCAGGGAAUGGGGUGGGCAAUGUAAACUUUACCAAGAUGAGGGGUUGAAGAUAGUGGCUGGAGAUCAAAUGGCGGCUGCACAAAUGGCCGCUAAGUAUCCUGAACGUGCUCGUUAUUGUCCUAAUUCUAAUUGUGGUCAGCUUAAUAUCAAGGUGGGAGAUGAUAAUAACCUGCGGUGUUGGGCAUGCCAUAGACAAUUUUGCUGCUUGUGUGGAGAUAUGUCCACCAAUAGGAUCCCCAUCAACCCCAAUCUCAACCCAACACAGCCAAAAGACGGAAACUUACCUCAAAGGCGGCCCCAGAAGCCGGAGGCGGUCGCAGUCAAAGAUUCUGAUAUGGAGGUGCAAAGUCCCAAGCUCUGGCCGUCCCAACAAAUUCGUCGCAACCGCCAGAGCUUCGACCCAUCCACAGACCCACAUCCCUCCCGACGCCACCGCUGA